This is a messenger RNA of Corticium candelabrum, 976 nucleotides long. Its product is annotated as ras-related protein Rab-20-like. The record is from RefSeq and is a predicted model, not a curated record. The transcript is spliced from 4 exons. The coding region runs from base 108 to 743 and encodes 211 amino acids. Lineage: Eukaryota; Metazoa; Porifera; Homoscleromorpha; Homosclerophorida; Plakinidae. Gene Ontology annotation, molecular function: GTP binding; GTPase activity. Gene Ontology annotation, biological process: intracellular protein transport. Gene Ontology annotation, cellular component: endomembrane system.
AGUCAGGCUAACGCACGCUAAAAUAGCACACGCCCUACUUGCUUGUUUUCGGAUCUGGAAAACUUUUGAGCGCUGCGAGGACAUUUGUUGCACAAACUCUGCGUGGAAUGGCUGUUAGUGGGUCUAGACAGAAAGCAGAUCUGAAGGUUGUAAUACUGGGAUCGAGUAGUGUAGGAAAGACGAGUCUCAUACAGCGCUAUCUGAGUGGACACUUUGUUGAAAAUCGGCCAUCGACAAUUGGAGCUGCGUUUUCAGUAAAACAAUGGGGAAACUUUAAAGUGGCUAUUUGGGAUACAGCUGGAGAAGAGAGAUUUCGAGCUCUCUCAUCCUUCUAUUCGCGUGAUGCAUGUGCAGCUAUUCUUGCCUACAGCAUAACAGACAAGAAAUCAUUCGAAGAACUCCAGAAGCACUUCCUCUGUCUAUUAGACCACGCAAGAGAAAACUGUCUUCUUGUAGUUGUCGGAACAAAGUCUGACCUAAUUGAUGAAGAUGGACGACAGGUUGAGUUUGAAGUUGGUCAAGAAUUUGCAAAGCAAGAAAACUUACGACGCAACGAUUAUUUUAGCACAAAUGAAGCUAAAGCCUCAACUGCUUUUUUUGAGACGAGUUCCAAAACUGGUGAAAAUGUAAACGAACUUUUUCAGUUUUUGGAGAAGACUCUGCUGUCGAGACUGAAGGGCAGUGAACGUGAUGGUGUCAUAUCGUUAGAUAGAAAAACCAAGAGUAGUGGAGGCUGCUGUUGACGUUACAGUGGCUUGAAGUGCUGUCUAUUUUUAGCCGUAGUUAGUUUCAUAUUUUGUAAGUAAUUGUGUGAUUGAAUGAUGAUUUUUGAAUAGUUAAAGGACAGAGUGUAGGGCAUCAGUUGUUCUGAUCAUUUGCAUCUGUCUAGAGUAUGUGGUAUGUACUCUAUAGGACAUCACUCUCAUUGCUUUAACUAAUCGAGGGGCUGAGCUUACUUAUAUAUGUUAACGACAGU